AAUUGUGAAUGCCGUCAAAGUGACAAAUCCGUCAAAAUAAUGCAGAAAGGCUUCGAAUUUAAAAACGAAAGAAUACACAACAACAAAAAAUACGGAAAUAUAAAACACAAAUCAAGACAAACACUACAAAUGAAACAAUUUUGCCGAAAAAUGCAAAAAAGUGAGUAAAAAGCUAAUUCAAACAUUUAUAGAGAAAAUACAAGUCAUUUAGACGAGGCAGCACAUUGGAUUUAAAUUCCAUAGCAACUUGAUGAACUUCCAUUUUUGAACAUUUUGUACAAGGUGUGUUAAAAUGAUUCUAGUCUACGCUUUGUAGAAUCAACGACAGGCAUUCAGACAUCGAAUAUUGCCAUUCUUUAUUUACUAAAGUCACCAAUUCGAAACUUCGGUAAAUAAAAGUGUCUACUUAGACAGUGUAACAGUUGAGUUGUUUUUUUAACAGGAAUUUUCGAUGUAAUUAAUUAACAUUUUAUGAACGGAUUCAAUUGAGAAAUUGAAAGUGCAAAAGAAAUUUUUUUGUGUCCCGUCCGUCAUCAGUUUGUAUUUUUUUCCUGCUUGUAUUUCAAAUUAAAAAAUGUCGCGCAAUUGUAGGUUGGUACUGAGUUCCUAUAAAGAAAAAUUCAUUUCUACUGAUACUGUUAAAAAAAAAACUGCAAAUAAAACCUAAAAAUUUGUGUCCCCUCAUUAAAAUGGAAUGGCUAACAUGUAAAUCAAUUUCAAGGUUACCUAGAGGAAAAUCAUUUUAACACACCUUGUAUUAUAUUUUACUGAUUUUAAGCUGAUCAAAAUUGAAUUAUGACUAGGUACUUAUCACUUUAUUAUUAGUAAUUUACUACACAUUUGUUAAUCACAAUUUUUCUGUUCUAUGUUUGUCCACUUGUGGGUUUCCUUCCAUUCGCCGGCUUUUCCAACGGUUCUGCAUUGGGGCGCCAAACAUGGUAAUCCGAAGAUCAUCCAAAUGUUCGCUGGCAAGUACAAGGUGGAUGUCAACGGGAAGACGAACGGGGGUUACACACCACUACACCUAGCAGCACAGUUCGGGCACAGAGAUAUUUACGACAUGCUCAUAAAUGAAUAUCAUGCUGAUUCGAAAAUUCGGGACUAUAGCGGCAGAUUACCGGCUUAUUACUUGCAAAGUAAAGAUCAAAAAAUCCGAAAAGAUAACAUCCGCAAGAUCAAAGGGCGGAAAAAACCCACAGAUAAAGAUUUGGGGUUUUUACGGAUCGGGUCGUUGAAUGUGCGAGUUAAAAAAACUACGGAGGCUUUUAGCAAUUUCUUGGGGGUUGGAAGUGGUUCUGUCACCGCACUCGAAACGACCAGUGAGAAGGUGCACAAAGGGUGGGGCUCUGCCGAUAAUGUCAACCAGGAAAAUAUAAAUCCGGGGCCUAAAAUCAACACGGUAAAGAAGAAAUCGAAAAGGCCCUAUUCGUCAGGAAUGAACAGCACUCCGGGGACUCCCCGCCAAAUGUCGAGGAAUUUUUCCAGUUUUCACACAAAUGACUCGGAUUCGGACUCAGCCGCCGGGUUUGACUCACAAUGGAAGCACUAAUACGAAGCAACAUCACGGUGAUUGGACUUAAAUACGCUUUAUUAUUUUUAUAUUAUGAUGUGUACCUAUUUUUUAAUAAAUUAAUAAAUUUUUGAACACUU
Molecule: messenger RNA, 1650 nt
Organism: Tribolium castaneum (red flour beetle)
Lineage: Eukaryota; Metazoa; Arthropoda; Insecta; Coleoptera; Tenebrionidae
Product: ankyrin repeat domain-containing protein SOWAHD
Exons: 8
Coding region: 866-1549 (227 amino acids)
Molecular function (GO): protein binding
Source: RefSeq, a predicted model, not a curated record